AUGACCCAAAGCAACACUAAAAGAUUACCAUUGCUAAUGGGAUUUAAAAGCAGUUUUACGCUGUCGAAUGACGGUAAGACAUCGAAGGAUGCUUUGCGGGAUCAAAGAGAAAUUUUAGGUGAUGAGCAGUCUAUAUUCUCCGUAGACUCAGUUCAAACGGCCGAUAGGUUGCUAGAUAAGCUAGGGCUUAGCGCAGAAGAUGAAAUGCUAUUGCAAAAUGCUUUGAGAGACGAAGAGGAACAUAUUGCGAAGUUAACUGGUAUAAAAAGAAGCACUUACCUUGAUAAUGAAACUAUCGACAGUGGUUCCCAACAUAGUGCUCCAGUGCUGUGUAUUCCAGCGACUUACUUUCCAUCUCUGAAUCACUCGAGGAAUGCGAUAAUGAGGGAUCGAUUUAAUAGGAAAUCCUCGAGAAACUGCCAAUCUGACACAAUAGCCAAGGUUUUGAAUGAGGAUCGGAGGUUGUUGUCGCCCAAGGGUGCCGCAAUAGCUAACGAUGUCUCGAAGUUUAGGUAUUCCUUUUUAGUUCAGACAGGAAGUGACGAGGACCUUGACUUACCAAUGGACAGCAGGUCGUUUGGGCCCGUGGCUAGGAGUAACGGGAUGAGUUACCAGUAUAAGUCAAUGCACUACAACGCGGAUGGGGCCAGGAACGAGCCUUCAGGUCUGUAUGGAAGCGCCACGUGUUAUCGGACGUACGACGGCAUGCAAGUCAAUAAACUAUCCAGCUUGAGUCUGGUCAAGGAGGGCGAGAAACAGGUAGAUACGCCUUUAGGGAGCAUGUCACCUGAAGCUUUGGAUUUUAUCCAGACUAUCACCUCCUCCGAGAGUGACCUUACCAUCCGGAGUGCCGAUGAAGGUAGAAACUGUAGCACAAAUACUAUUUUCUCCACCCCAAAGGCCAAGUCGAGAAGCACUGAAAAUGAGUUGCCUGCCGCAGUUUCCCCAUCAUCAGUUACUUCCAAGGAUAGCAAGAAGAGAGACACCUUUUCACUUAAGAACUUCUUCAAAGGAGGGAGGGCAACGCCCGAGACACCGUCUUUCACGUCGGCAAUUGUUGACUUAGGGACCCCGGGGGAUCAAGCACAUAGCAUAAGUUCUGAGUCAGAUAGGAUUUCGACAGUAUGCAGGUCAUUAUCCGAAAAGUUGCGUUCCAUCUCAAACAGUCCAUUUAAAAACAUCCAGCUUGAACAGGGUCUCUUGAUUGACAAAUUGCCCUCCUCAACUCUCGGAUCUCCAUAUACGUUGUCAUCUGCUUCAAACGCAAGCGAUUCUGAGACGCAAAAGAAUCCACUUUCGAAGACUUCUUCGAAGACAAUGAGUGGGGAUGAAGUUUUUAUUCCCCCAUCAGUACCCGUAUACCAUCGAAUUAAAACCGAACACCCAGCUCUGAACGAAACCAAAACACCUACGAUACCUAUUGCUGAAACUACCAAAAGACCCGACACAAAAGUAGUACAAAAACCAAUCCAAAAACCACCUCCACUUCCUCUGAAACUCAGGCCUCGACCAAAACCGAUUAGCUGUCCUGAAAUCGAGUCUGCAGAGAAAAUAAAGGUGGCCAUACAAUUAAGAAAUAGCGGAAAAUACACUGAAUACAUUGAAAUUCUCCAUGAACUGUGUGAAUUGGGCAAUCGAACCGGUUACCUUCUAUACGGGCUUGCACUAAGGUACGGGAUAGGAACUCGCAUUAAUUUGUCCGAAUCCUUCCGUUGGAUAUUUAAAGCAACUGGAAUUGAAGACGAAUCCACGGAAGUUUUGGGUUAUUGCGUUGAUCCCUCACAAUUGCAAUCUAUACCUACUGUUAGUCCCGAGCCACUUGCGUCUGCUCUAUAUGAAUGUGGUAUUUCAUACUUGAAAGGAUACGGAACUGCCGACAUCAAUGAAACCAAGGCUUUGAAAUACCUAGAAAAGGCUGCAUCGUUAGGCCAUAUCAAUUCCGUUGUGCUGUGUGGAGGAAUUUGGUCUACGAAAUCGAGAUAUAGACCCAAAAAUUCCUAUAGGGCGGCUGCGUGGUAUAAGAUAGCCGAAUAUUUGGGUAUGAAUAUUAACCAACCGGAACCCACUUACACAAAGAACCUAAGGCCACAAUCUGGUAUACCAAGGCCACCAUCUGGUAUACCAAUGCCACCAAUGGUCAAUUAUAGCAGAAUAACAGGAAGAAGAUGA
Messenger RNA from Eremothecium sinecaudum, 2169 nucleotides. RefSeq names its product Dsf2p (gene DSF2). The record is from RefSeq and is a predicted model, not a curated record. The transcript has a single exon. Bases 1 to 2169 code for a protein of 722 amino acids. Lineage: Eukaryota; Fungi; Ascomycota; Saccharomycetes; Saccharomycetales; Saccharomycetaceae. Gene Ontology annotation, molecular function: protein binding.